Messenger RNA from Erythranthe guttata (spotted monkey flower), 2326 nucleotides. The record is from RefSeq and is a predicted model, not a curated record. NCBI's taxonomy places the organism in Eukaryota, Viridiplantae, Streptophyta, Magnoliopsida, Lamiales, Phrymaceae.
AUAUAAACCAACUCUCUUUGUUACCGUUGGUUAAUUAAUUCACUUUUAUAAAAUUAGUUUCUCUUUCUCUCUCUGUAAAAAACUCUCUCUCCUUCUGCAACAAUGGAGCUUUCUAUCUCCUUGUGAAAUUCUUCAACUUAACAUGGUAUCAGUUUGAGAUUUUUUUACGGUACUUCUUUGCUUCCGUUCUAUUUUGUUCGUUCUCGUUCUCGAUUCCUGUUGAUUUUCCGCAAUUUCGUUCUAAUGGCGAAUCGUACAACUCGCGCCCAAAUCUAAGAUGUUUCGAGUUCGUAUUUUUUACAUCCUUCUGAUGGACCUGGUCUCGUUCUUGUUUCGCAAGCUCUCUCUGAAGAUAACUUUGCCUCUUAGAGUCGUGCGAUGGUUUUAUCUUUUACUGUGAAGAACAAGCUAGGUUUUGUGGAUGGAUCCAUUGUUGAACCCCCUGAGGAUGAUCCUGUUCUUCAUAACGCCUGGGUUCGCAAUAAUGGUAUGGUUAUGUCAUGGAUUUUAAAUGCUAUUUCUAAGGACAUUCAAGCUAGUGUGAUGUAUUGUAAAAAUGCUCGUGAAAUUUGGAAUGAUUUGAAUGUGCGGUUUUCUCAAACCAAUGGCCCCAGAAUUUUUCAAUUACGACGUGAAUUGGCCAAUCUCCGGCAAGAACACUUCUCUGUCAAUGUUUAUUUUACGAAGAUGAAGGCAAUUUGGGAUGAAUUGGUAAAUUUUCGCCCGAAUUGUACUUGUGGUUUGUUGGUUGAUUACUAUAAUCAAGAGCAUGUUAUGGCUUUUCUUAUGGGGCUAAAUGAGUCAUUCUCUCAGACUCGAGGUUAGAUUCUUCUUAUGGAUCCUCUGCCACACAUUAACAAAGUUUUUGCCUUAGUUUCUCAAGAAGAGCGACAGAGAUCUGUUGGGCAGAGUAUUGAAGGGCAUAAUUCUCUCACCUUUGCUGUAAGAGGUGCUCCGGUUUCACAAUUUUCCAGACCUUCUGCUCCAGUUCCUCAUCAGAACAAUCAGUAUUAUCAUGCUGGUGAUAAAAAGCAUGGCAGAGGUUUUUGCACUCACUUUAAUAAGUAUGGUCACACAAUGGACAAGUGCUACAAGAUUCAUGGUUUUCCACCUGGAUAUCAAUCCUCUGGUUUCAAGCCUCGGCCAAGAUUGGCUGCUCUCUCAGGUAGAUUUGGCAUUAAUCAAAUUUCCACUUCUAAUUCUCCUCUUGAUAUUCAGGGUGAAGCAUCAUCUUCUCAGGAGCAUUCAACCAUGACAGCAGCUCAAUGUCAGCAGAUUUUAGCUUAUGUUUCCCAGCAGAUGGCUCAACAAUCUAGCUCAGUUCCUUCUUCUGCUGUUCCAUCACAGGAUGACUCUCACAUCUCUUGUGUCACAGGUACCAUUUAUGCUAAUGCCAUCAUGAAUCCCAUGGUUAUGCCUUUUCAUUGGGUUGUUGAUUCAGGUGCUUCUAAGCACAUAUGCAAUAAUAGGUCUCUGUUUUUGCAUCUUGUUCCUGCUCAUAAUACUAAGGUUAUUAUGCCGGAUAAGUCAGGUUUGCAUAUGGCUUUUGUAGGUGAUGUUCAGUUAUCUCCUUCACUUUUCUUGCAUAAUGUUUUUUAUGUCCGUGAGUUUCGAUUCAAUUUGCUUUCUGUUAGUGCUCUUUUAUCUAAACCUCAUGAGUUUGUCACUUUUGGGUUUCAAUCAUUUGUGAUUCAGGACAAGCUGAUGCAAGUGAUUGGUAUGGAUAAAAGAUUGCAAGGCUUAUAUAUCUUGGAGCCUGUUUUGUCUGCUUCUUGUUCAUCUACUCAAAUUUCUUGUAAUAAAGUUUCAGUUUCUUCUCAGACCUGGCAUAAUAGGCUUGGUCAUCUUCCUUUUUCCAAACUAGCUAUUUUGAAAGACUGUAUUUCUUUGCCUACUGUAUUGAAUUCUACAUGUUGCCAUGUUUGUACUUUGGCCAAGUUUAAAAGGUUGCCAUUCCAUGUAAGUUCUUCUCAGUCCAUGCUCCUUUUGAUUUGAUACAUUGUGAUAUAUGGGGACCUUAUAAAGUGGCUUCUUAUGAUGGUUUUAAAUACUUUGUGACUAUUGUGGAUGAUUUUUCCAAGUUCACCUGGAUUCAUUUAUUGAGAAACAAGUCUGAUGUUCUUGCUAUUAUUCCUCAGUUUUUUGCUUGGGUUCAAACUCAGUUUGGCAAAACUAUUAAGGUUUUCAGGUCUGAUAAUGCUAAUGAAUUGUCUUUUAAAUCUUUUUUUGCUCAACAUGGGGUUUUACACCAAUUUUCUUGUGUUCAAACAUCUCAACAAAAUUCAGUGGUGGAAAGGAAACACCAACACAUUUUAAAUGUUGCCCG